Vespula vulgaris is the source of this 3583-nucleotide messenger RNA. RefSeq names its product gamma-taxilin. The transcript is spliced from 6 exons. The coding region runs from base 360 to 2450 and encodes 696 amino acids. The record is from RefSeq and is a predicted model, not a curated record. Lineage: Eukaryota; Metazoa; Arthropoda; Insecta; Hymenoptera; Vespidae. Gene Ontology annotation, molecular function: syntaxin binding.
AAAAUUUGAUAAAUCGCGAUAAAGAUCGUUAGAGGAACGAGAAGAAUGUAUUGGAUUUUGGACCGAGUUACAUCGAUUUAACAAUCAACGUUCCUUGAUAAUGCGAGUAUUAUUUUUCUACGGAUUAAUAAAUAUCGUGGCGCGAACUUAUAGAACGCCAUAUUUUCUUUCACUCGGCCAAGGGUCGUCCUUGUUGUCCUUGUAUCGUGAAAUUCCCUCGUUUUCACGAGACGACGAUAAAGCUAUAUAAUACUGUGCGUAGAACUGUAUCUAUCUAUCUCUUUCUCUUUUUCUCUUUCUGUUUCUCUAUUGCGCGCGCUUCCGCGUUAACUGUUUUCAUAGCUAGAGAAAAUGUUCCUAUGAUGGACGAGAUUAAUGAUAAAAAUUCGAACGACGAGAGUCCUUCGAUGGAGAAAAAGAAUGAGGUAAAGCCGAUCGAUCGUACGAAAGAAAGAAAACGUUCGAAGGAAGAGAAAAGUAGAAAGAAGGAUAUUAAAAAGACCGGGGAACAAUGUUCAGAAGCUGUGAUCGAUGCGCAAACCAUGAAAGAAAAGCUGGAUGUAAUGUCUAAGAAAUACUCUGAUAUUGUGGACGAUAAUAAGAGAUUAUUGUUAAAUUUGAAACAGUCUGAGAAAAAGAUAAUGUUGUUGCAACGAGAGAAGGAGCAGUUUCAAAGCGAACGUAAUAAGGCACUUUUAACUAGGAAAAGAUUAGAGAAUUUGUGUCGUGAAUUACAGAAACAGAAUAAAACUGUUAAGGAGGAGUGUUUGUCGAGACUGAAGAAAGAGGAAGAAAAGAGAAAGGAACUCUCCGGCAAGUUUCAAAGUAUUUUAGCUCAUAUCAAUCAACAAAUGAAUUUAACUCUUGAAAAGAAUGCAAAGAUGCAGGAAGAGAAUUUAGAAAUGAAUAAGUUGUUCAAAUCAUUAUGUGAUGAACUUGCGGUUAAAGAAAAACAACUUCUACAAGAACAUAUGCGUAUGAAAGGGGAGUUGCUUAUAGCGCGUGACAACUUUGAAGAGGUCAAGAUAGAAGCUACGGUAGAAAAAGAAGUCUUCUUAAGGGAAAAGGAACAACUCUUGCUUACAUUAACAGAAUAUCGAGCACGAAUUCAAGAAUUACAAGGAGCAGAAGCUGCUAUGAAAAGUCAAAUUGAUUUAUACACCAAUAAAUAUGACGAAUUUCAAAAUUCUCUUACAAGAAGUAAUAAAGUUUGCGGAGAAUUUAACGAAGAGAUGGAAAGGAUGUCUAAGAAGAUACUUGCUUUGGAGAAAGAAACUACUUUGUGGAAACAACGAUGGGAGAAGAGCAAUACAGUUUUUGUUGACAUGGUAUAUGAAAAGCAAGCAAGAGAGUCGGAAUUGGUGAAAUUGAAGGAAAGAUUAGCUUUGCUUCAAGACUUGUGUAAAAUGUUCCAACGUGAAAGAAGAUCCUUGAUCGAGCAAUUAAAUGAAAAAAACGCAAAGACUAAUACUGAUUCGACUACAAGAACAUCUGGUGAAUCUAAAGAAAAAGAAGAUGAUUUAAAUAAAGGAUCUGCAUUAUUAGAAAAUAGUAAUGGACAACUCACUCCAACGAAUAUCUUCGAACUACUUGAACAAAGAUUAGAAAUGGAAUUUAAUAUAAAUUCCACGACUGAAAAAAAAAUUGAAAUAAGUUCAGAGGAAAAAAUAAUUGGCUCAUCCAUAUCUGAAUGUCCACUUUCUUCUGAACCUAGCUGUAAAGAUAUAGAUAAGGAAUCAAAGGACAAAGAGCUCUCAGUUUCUCAGGAAAAUAGAACAGAAGAACCAUUAAAGGAAGAAAAAUCUUCCAACGUAGAAAAUAAUUCAAAGGCACAACUAAGUAUAGCAGAAUCAUCUUCUAUUAUUAGUAAUGAAAAAUUAAAUGAAAAGGAAAAUGUAAAAAAAGAAAAUAAAGAAGCGAUAGAAAGAAUAAGUGACGCGUCGUGUGACAAUAUUACGAACUUAGAAUCUAGAUCGGAAAACUUUGAAAAUGAUAGUACAGUACAAAUGUCAAUACUUAAAAAUGAUGAUGUUCAAACGGAACAACAAGAGACGAAGAAUAGUAGCCAAGACGAAAAUAAUGAGGAAUUAGUUGAGAAUAUAGAAAAUAGGUGUACUGGCAUAACUAUAUCUGAAAUAGAAACAAAAACUAUAAUAGAAGAAUGUGUUCCAAACGGUUUUUCAAAGAAAGAUAUAGUUAACGAAUCAGUAGAAUCAUCAAACAAUGAAAUAGAAAUCAAUCUAUGCGAUAAAUCGCAAGAAACUGUUGUAGAAAAUAUUCAAAAAAUCGAAAAGUCUGAAUCGGAAAUUUUAAAAAAUUCUGCGGAAGUGAAUUCUAUUGUAGAAAAACAAGUUAAAACUGAUAUGCCUUUUUCUAAAGAAGAAGAUAACAAAUCAAUCAAACAGAAUGUUACGACUGCAACGAAGAAUGUAAGAAGAAAGAAGAAGUAAAAUGAAGUCAAAUAAUCAUCCGGAACAAACGAAAAAAUGGUACGAACAUUGAAAUUAUAUAUAGGAUAAAAUCGUGCAAAACUACAUUUUUUCCUUUAUCGAUGGAAACGAUGAAAAACUGUCCUACGGUUUUUCCCUUUUUUAAAUGAAAUACCAAAUAAGCGCAUGAUUUUUUUAGGUAAAAUACCUAAUGAGAAGAUACGAAACGUUUAAAACCUAUUAUAGGAAACGAUUUUACACGCCUUACGAAUAAUACUACAAAUAUUUUAUUAAAUGAAUCGUCUUAUUUACGCGAUAUAUCCUUUAUUAGGAAUCUCUUAAAUUAUAAGAAGAAAACGAUAGUGUUGAUCGUUGACAGAGAAAUAUUAAUAUAAUAAAUUUAAAGAUUUAUACAUCAUUGAUAAAAUAUGCUAAUGAUCAUAGCGUAGUUUAUAUUUCGUAAGUUUAAUUUCUUUUAAACAAUUGUUAUGUUAUACAUCCUCUAACAUGAAAAGAUGUAGUUUUGCAAUUUUUAUGAAAAAAAUAAAAAGCAAAAGAAUAUUUUCUAAAUUCUAUGACUUCUAUAUGAUUGUCCAUCUAUUAUUUUCAAAAUUUCUAUGCAUAGCAUUUUAAUAAAAAUAGCGGGCGUUCGAUGUAAAACACGAGAUUUAACUUUAUUUACAAAGUUGAUUCAUUCUUUUUGAUCACGACCGCCACACAAGCAUAGACAAUUUGUGAAAGCAUUAGCUCGUUAAUUUUAAUUAACUUCUCGUAGAAAAGAAUUUCGAUAUUUUUUAAAUGUGUAUCAGUAUGCACAUAUCUAUGCGUGUGUAUGUCGGGUGUGUGUGUGUGCGCGUGCGUGGUACAAAUUUUUUUAUCCGUUACAACAAGAAAUUGGGUGAACAAAUUUCAAUAAAAUUUUUUUUUUAAUUUUUACUAGAACUGUUGACCCUAUAUGAGAAUAUAUUGUUUAAAAUAUCAGGUUUAUCGUUUAAAGAAUUUCAAAGGGACAACCGCAUACCUUCCCCUCUGAUAUAAAAUAUUUAUUGUUAAUUUAUAACAAUACGGCUGAAUCGAUUCUAAAAAAAUACAUAUUUGUAAUAUACGAGAAAAGUCUUUGAUUUUAGCGAGUCGUUAAAAAAUCCUUGUAGAUU